UGGACAUGUAGUACGUGUAGUAGUAUGGUCUUGUGACCUGCAGCAUAGUCAGGAGUGUAUACGGCGGAGUAUAUACGUACGUAGCCAAUUCUCAGCAGUAUAUAUAGUACUAGGUCUAGGUGUGUGCACGAACUCCUACUACGUACUUACUCCAGUAUAGGAUAGUAUUAGUGAAGUAGUAGAUCUCUGUCACCGUCCUCCUCCCAUCGCUACUCUUUGUUAAAUGAGCUGUUUGCUCGCUGUCCCCCUCCUGCUGCUGCUGUUGGUUUGUUCGUUUCUUCCGCCAUUGAUCCCCACAGCUGUCGGUCCCUGUCCCCCGCCAGUGGCAGCUGCUGCGCCUUUGCUUGUUGUUAGCUCCGUCCUUCAAUUCGUCUCCCUCCUCCUCCUCCUCCCGUGUCCUCCUUUUAAAGGCGGGACGGCUGGCCCUGGCAGGCGGCCGGCCACACUCACUCCCCUCCAAUUCGAUCCUCCAAUCCAUCCACCCCCACGCCCAGCUCACCUCCUACGAUCAAUUGCUGAUGGGUUUCCCCGUUGGGUACUCGGAGAUGCCCAGGCUGGUGCUUCACCUCCUCUUCCUGCUCGGCCACCUGCGCCGCCUCUCCUCCUGCCUGCUCCGCCUCACCGGCUACGUCGACGACGCCGACGCCGACGCCGACCACUACCACUACCACCCUGCAGCUGCAGAUGUCUUCCGCCUCGACGAGCACUCCCCCGCGGUGCGCUUCGACUCUCUCCCGCCGGCGGCCGGCGCGGGCAGUGACGGCGGCUGCUGCGUCUGCCUCGCCGACUUCCACGCCGCCGCCUCCGUGCGCCGCGCGCGGGGCUGCCGCCACGUCUUCCACCGCGCCUGCCUCGACCGUUGGGCCCACCACGGCCACCGAACCUGCCCGCUCUGCCGGACGCCGCUCCUGCGGCCGCCGCCUCUGCUCCUCCCGCUGCCUCUGCCUCCGUCGUAGCAAACGGAGAGCCUCCUUCUUCUUGUUGGGGUCUUCUCUGCAAGAAUAACUUCCCUUUUCGACCUGCCUAGUUUUUGCGUGAUUUUGAGCAGGCUCAGGGACUCAGGGGGAUCAAAGACGACAAACAGCGGCCCUCCUGCAAGCCAAGGCCAAAAGAAAGGCCAAAAGAAAAAGAGAGAGAGAGAGAGAGGAAUACUUACUGUACUUAGAUGCUGAUAGCAGAGUGACAGACAGAUAGAUUUAUUUAGGACGUACGUUAGGGCAAUCUGUAUGUAUUUGUAUUGGAUUGUGGGAGGACUGAGCAAUUUAAUUUGCUGACAGGUUUUGUUUGCUCUCCUCAACUUCUUUGUUCAUUUCUUUUUUAUUCAUCAGAUGGGGUUUUGUGUUUGUAUCUUACCCUUCUAUACUGUUGUAAUACAUAGAAGAACAUGGAUGAUUUGUAACCUAUGAUUAAAAGAGACCUGCAUGGUGCAGCAGUGUGCAAA
Molecule: messenger RNA, 1441 nt
Organism: Panicum virgatum (switchgrass)
Lineage: Eukaryota; Viridiplantae; Streptophyta; Magnoliopsida; Poales; Poaceae
Product: brassinosteroid-responsive RING protein 1-like
Exons: 1
Coding region: 519-956 (145 amino acids)
Source: RefSeq, a predicted model, not a curated record